AUGUCCGCUGUUAUAGAAAACCUCAAACCACUGCAUCUAAAGCCGGUGCGCAAUCUGGAUCCAAAUGCGCUACCCCUUGAGGAUUCGAAAUUGCAUCUUCUACUAUGCGCUACCGGCUCAGUGGCCACUAUCAAGAUCCCGAAUAUGGUGCAGGCAUUGUCGAGGCACGCAAAUAUCUCGAUUCGCCUCGUCUUUACCAAAGCCGCCAAAAACUUCCUCCGGGGGCAAAGCGCGGAACAGCCAACAUUAGAGGAAAUAGAAGCUCUACCGAGUGUAGACGGCAUAUAUGUCGAUGAGCAUGAAUGGAGUGAGCCAUGGGUGCGCGGCAACAAGAUUCUCCACAUCGAACUACGGCGCUGGGCCGACAUCAUGGUCAUUGCGCCACUCAGUGCAGGUACACUCGCGAAGAUCACACAGGGCUGGUCAGAUAACUUGUUACUCUCUGUUAUACGCGCUUGGGACACGACUGGCGAGGUGGACCCCGUGCGCAACCUUCAAGGCGACAACGGCGAUCCGGAGGGAGCACGGCAGAAGAAGAAGAUUCUGGUUGCGCCAUCGAUGAACACCGCCAUGUGGAAGCAGCCUAUCACGAAGAAGCAGGUGGACAUAUUGGACGAAGAGUGGGGUGCAAAGAAUGGCGGAUGGUUUGAGGUGCUCCUACCCAUGGAGAAGCAACUUGCAUGUGGAGAUGUAGGAGCGGGCGCUAUGAAAGACUGGAGAGAGAUCGUGGAGGUCAUCGAAGACAGACUGGGAUUGAACAUUGGUCACGAAGCUGACGCGCGCUCGGUUUGA
Molecule: messenger RNA, 792 nt
Organism: Didymosphaeria variabile
Lineage: Eukaryota; Fungi; Ascomycota; Dothideomycetes; Pleosporales; Didymosphaeriaceae
Exons: 1
Coding region: 1-792 (263 amino acids)
Biological process (GO): coenzyme A biosynthetic process
Cellular component (GO): phosphopantothenoylcysteine decarboxylase complex
Molecular function (GO): phosphopantothenoylcysteine decarboxylase activity; FMN binding
Source: RefSeq, a predicted model, not a curated record